AUGGCGGACGAAAAAAAGGGUGAAAGCGAACACAUCAACUUAAAAGUUUUAGGACAGGAUAACGCUAUUGUCCAGUUCAAAAUAAAGAAACACACACCUCUCAGAAAAUUGAUGAAUGCCUACUGUGAUAGAGCGGGUUUGUCAAUGCAAGUUGUACGAUUCAGAUUUGAUGGCCAACCAAUCAAUGAAAAUGACACACCAACAUCAUUGGAAAUGGAAGAAGGAGACACAAUAGAAGUGUACCAACAGCAGACUGGGGGGUCUUUAGUAUGCAUAUUUUAUAAGCACUUUUUAUUAUUUUCAGCCAACACUGCACAAUACGCUCACUAUGUCUUUAACACAUUAGACCAAGAUCGAAGUGGAUUAUUAAGUUUUGAGGAAUUCGUGACUGGCUUGUCCAUACUUUCGAGAGGAACAUUAGAAGAAAAGUUGCGGUGGACAUUCUCUCUAUACGACAUAAAUGGCGAUGGCUAUAUAACUAAAGACGAAAUGACGGAAAUAGUAACUGCGAUAUAUGACUUAAUGGGCAAAAUAGUCGAACCCACGGUAGACGAUGAAGCUGUGAGGGAGAAGGUAGAAAGGCUAUUUCAGAAGAUGGAUGUAAAUCGAGAUGGUGUGUUGACUAUAGACGAGUUUCUCGACUGUUGCCUCCGCGACGAGGAGAUCAUACGCUCGAUGGGCGUGUUUGACAGCAACUUC
This is a messenger RNA of Brenthis ino (lesser marbled fritillary), 699 nucleotides long. The record is from the annotation of a GenBank genome assembly. NCBI's taxonomy places the organism in Eukaryota, Metazoa, Arthropoda, Insecta, Lepidoptera, Nymphalidae.